Messenger RNA from Acanthosepion pharaonis, 771 nucleotides. The record is from the annotation of a GenBank genome assembly. Lineage: Eukaryota; Metazoa; Mollusca; Cephalopoda; Sepiida; Sepiidae.
AUGUUACGUUAUUUCUAUCUAUCUAUCUUGCUAGCUAGCUCAGCUGAUUCAGACCCCUCUCUGUCUCUCUCUCUCUCUCUGUCUCUGUCUCUGUCUCUCUUUCUCUCUCUCUCUAUCUAUCUAUCUAUCUUUCUAUCUAUCUACCAGUGUUACUUUCUAUCUAUCUAUCUAUCUAUCUAUCUCUAUCUAUCUAUCUAUCUAUCUAUCUAUCUAUCUGAGAAUAGCUGUGCGCCCAUUGGUCGUCUCUCUUCUUACCUGUCAGAGCGCCGAAAGGCAAAGAGUGGGCGUGUCCUAUCCACCGCGCCGAUUCCAGCCAAUCAACGCGUUCAACGUUGUCCCGAUUUCCUCACAGUUCGCCGCCGGCCACACAAUUGCUUCAGGCUUCUCCGAUUAAGUGCUCUCAUAUCUUCAAGCGACGACACUUGUGUUAAAAGUGUCUCCACUCUCUCACCACACGCACGCACGCGCACCAUCGCCAUUCCACACCUAUCUUGUCGCCGGCCGAUGGAGUCUCAAUUAGCAAUGACCUCGGCUCCCGGCACUGUACGGACAAGCAGCUUUAGCGUCAAGGAUAUACUGGAUCUACCAGAUGCCAAGACGAGCUGCCCUCCGCCUCUCUCCCCUCUGGUCGUCAUUAUGUAUGGACGAACGCAAAUUCGUGAAACCCAUGAUUACAAACUCAUAUCCAUACAACUGAAUAUAUUUGGAUCUAUCUAUCUAUCUAUCUAUCUAUCUAUCUAUCUAUCUAUCUAUAUAUGUAUAAACGCUUAA